GCUUUUUGUGGUUUCGUUUAUCUUUCAUUUUUUUUACUGUUCAUCCUUCUUUUCUCUUGUCUGCUUUACUUUCAGAUUUGCCUGCGUUUGUUCCUCUUGCGUUGUCUCGUCGUUAACGGCUUAACUGAUGAACGCCGACUUGAAAAACUAGAACCUGGGCUUUGUUUAAUGCUUUGAUUUAUAGAGCUUAGUUUUGAGGAAAAACGGAAACUUGGGUUUUGUUCUUUUUAUCUUAUUCUACGUUUUAUGCUUUUAAGAAUUCAGGCUGGAAUCUGAUUUCGCAUAUGUGGGUUGGAGGGGUUGGUCCCCAAGAGGUUGGUCAAUUUCGACAUUGUUGUGUUGUUUAUGCCUUUUGUUAAGAAUUAAACUGCUGUUUGACAUAGUUGAUUAGGAAAUACAUGGUUUCAGUUGGUUCGAAAUCUUUGCCAUCUAGUAGGCUCAGGACCACUGAGGAAGAUAGCUUGAUGGGUGGAGAGGACAGUUCUUACAACAAUCAUAGUAAAAAGAAGAAAGGAAUGUGUCGGAAGGCUAGAAAAGGAAGCCAUGGAUUUGAUGGAGAUGGUCACAACAAAAAUCAAAGAGGAGGUGCUGCCAAUGUAAAGGCAAAGUCGAGGAAAAUGUCGACACAGCAAUCUGAAUCGGAACCUCAGAAACCGUUUGUCAGGAAGCAGAUUGAUCCAGAAACUUCAAAGUAUUUCUCGGAAAUUGCCAACCUAUUUGAAAGUAAUGAAGUUGAUUUAGAGGAACGGUCAGUUAUAUGUGGAAAUGCCCUUGAAGAAACAAGAGGGAAGGAGUACGAGAUUUCAACAGACUACAUUGUGAGUCACGUACUUCAAACACUUCUCGAGGGAUGUGAACUUGACCAUCUUUGUAGUUUCCUUCGAAACUCUGCAAAGGUGUUCCCAGGCAUUGCAAUGGACAGAUCCGGUUCUCAUGUUGCAGAAUCCGCUCUUAAAUCAUUAGCAUCACAUUUGAAGAAUCCAGACGCAUAUUCUGUUAUUGAGGAAACAUUGAAUGAGAUAUGCAAGGUGAUUGUGGAUAAUCCCAUUGAUAUGAUGUUUAACUGCUAUGGGUCUCAUGUUCUCCGGAGGCUUUUUUGUCUUUUUAGAGGAGUCUCUUUAGAUUCCUCAGAGCUUCAUGGAGCAAAGUCAUCGAAAGUUCUAGCUGAGCGUUUGAAUUUGAGGACAUCUCAGCCAGAUGGGAAUAAUCUAGAAAUCCACUAUCCAGGAUUCCCUGAUGUGUUCAAGUCCCUCCUAUCAGGGAUAUUAAGGUGUAGCCGUGAGGACAUGAAGUAUCUUCAAGUUGAUCAGUACGGUAGUUUAGUGUUCCAGACGGCUUUGAAACUUAUAGCAGGAGACAAUGAUGAGUUGCUUGAAAUCAUUCCUCUCAUUCUUGGAUGCAGUAAUGAAAAGAUAGAAGACGGGAAUCGUGUAGAAACCAAUGUUGCCGGUGACAUAUUAGAGUCACUGAAGGAAAAUUCAUUCAGUCAUUUGAUGGAGGUGAUUUUGGAAGUGGCCCCUGUAAGCUUGUACAAUGAAAUUUUCGACAAAAUUUUUAAGAAUUCUUUACUCGAACUUUCACUGGAUCGCUGUGGGAAUUUCGUAAUCCAAGCCUUAGUUUCCCAUGCAAGAGACACAGGCCAGAUGAGUUUGAUAUGGGAUGAAUUAGGUGCACAUUUCAGAGAUCUGCUUGAACAAGGGAGGUCGGGUGUUGUAGCUUCUCUGAUUGCUGCCAGCCAGAGGCUUCAAAGCCAUGAACACAAGUGUUGUGAGGCCCUUGCUGCAGCAGUAUGCUCAGAGAACGGUUCUCGUAGCUGUAUUGUUCCACGGCUUCUGUUUCUUGACAACUACUUCGGCUCUCAAAACAAGUCUGAAUGGGAAUGGGCAACUGGCUCUAAGAUUCAUGUUAUGGGCUCUCUGAUUCUUCAGGAGAUCUUCAAAUUCUCUAGCGAUCUUAUACAGCCUUAUAUAGCAAGCAUGACUUCUAUAAAAGACGAGCAAACCAUUGAAGCAGCAAAGGAUGGUAGCGGAGCGCGUGUCAUCGAGGCUUUUCUUGGUUCAAAUGCUGCUGUAAAGCAGAAGCGCAGAUUGGUUAUGAAGUUACGUGGGCACUUUGGUGAGCUCGCUUUACACUCUUCGGGUUCAUUCACUGUUGAGAAGUGCUUCAAUGCAAGUAACUUGACUCUAAAAGAAGCCAUAGCAACUGAACUGGUGGAUGUGGCAACCAAUCUCUCAAAGACAAAACAAGGGCCCUACUUGCUAAGGAAGCUAGACAUUGAUGGAUAUGCAGCCAGACCUGAUCAGUGGAGAUCAAGACAGGAGUCGAAGCAAUCAGCGUAUAAAGAAUUCUGCUCUGUAUUUGGCUCGAGCAAAUCAAAUUCAUCAAAGAACACUUUUCUUUCUGACGCAAGCAAAGAUGCAUCUCAAGCAGAUGGACUAAAGGACAUGAGAGACGAGAUCGGUCAUCGUCUUGGUUUUGGGUCAUCAAAACGCUACCGAGAGGAACACAGAGGGACUGAAUAUGAACCUCGCAAAAAGACGUUGAAAACGAAAAACACAAUGGGUGAAGUGUCAUCUGAGAAAGCAGUCACCAACAAGAGGCCUUUCCUCUCUGGAGAAACGACUGGGAAGACUGGGACGAAGCGGCAGACGAAGAAGCUGAGAUUCUGAAGGGGGAUCGAUCCUGGUACAAAAAUACAUACCUUUAUGUCAGUUGACUGCAGUUUCAGAGGAAGACAUGAAAGGAGCAUACAGGGUGUGUAAAAGAUUGAAGGUUUGACUGUUUU
This is a messenger RNA of Tarenaya hassleriana, 2785 nucleotides long. Its product is annotated as pumilio homolog 23. The transcript has 12 exons. Gene Ontology annotation, cellular component: nucleolus; 90S preribosome; preribosome, small subunit precursor. Gene Ontology annotation, biological process: endonucleolytic cleavage in ITS1 to separate SSU-rRNA from 5.8S rRNA and LSU-rRNA from tricistronic rRNA transcript (SSU-rRNA, 5.8S rRNA, LSU-rRNA); endonucleolytic cleavage to generate mature 5'-end of SSU-rRNA from (SSU-rRNA, 5.8S rRNA, LSU-rRNA); endonucleolytic cleavage in 5'-ETS of tricistronic rRNA transcript (SSU-rRNA, 5.8S rRNA, LSU-rRNA). Gene Ontology annotation, molecular function: RNA binding. The record is from RefSeq and is a predicted model, not a curated record. Lineage: Eukaryota; Viridiplantae; Streptophyta; Magnoliopsida; Brassicales; Cleomaceae. The coding region runs from base 399 to 2669 and encodes 756 amino acids.